Harpia harpyja (harpy eagle) is the source of this 1465-nucleotide messenger RNA. Its product is annotated as antigen-presenting glycoprotein CD1d-like. Gene Ontology annotation, molecular function: lipopeptide binding; endogenous lipid antigen binding; exogenous lipid antigen binding. Gene Ontology annotation, biological process: immune response; antigen processing and presentation, exogenous lipid antigen via MHC class Ib; positive regulation of T cell mediated cytotoxicity. The record is from RefSeq and is a predicted model, not a curated record. Gene Ontology annotation, cellular component: external side of plasma membrane. Lineage: Eukaryota; Metazoa; Chordata; Aves; Accipitriformes; Accipitridae. The coding region runs from base 16 to 1377 and encodes 453 amino acids. The transcript has 6 exons.
CCCCUGGAGGUUACCAUGGGGGGAGGUAAAGGCCACCAUGGGCCAGGCCCAGCCUACAACUCCUUGGAUGUCAGGGUGCUGCUGCAGCCAGGAGGGAUGACUUUGCAUCCACCCAAACUCCCCUGGUGCUCUCGGCUGCCGGCCAGAGUGCCCCAGCCCAGCCCUCUGCCAGACACACCACUUCCCCCUGGGGAACACACCUGGUCAGGCCCUCCCCAAAACCUCAGCACCAGCCUCAUUGGCUACCAGGGCUGCCCCAUGACACUGGCUCCACCAGAGCUGCCCAGGCGGAUCAGCCCCGGGGAGAAGCGUGCAGUCACGGCUCCUGUGGCCGCUUCUUCUUCCUGCUACGCUUGCUCCUGCACGCUUGCCGCUGGCACCAUGCAGCACCUUCGCCUCCUCCUCUUCCUUCUCCUCCUCCUCCCUGGGACGUGGGCAGAUCCAGAGGGCUCUUGUAAACUCCACCUUUUCCAAACCUUCAUCUUCCACAAUGCCAGCUUUGUGGACAUUUCAGCCUGGGCCACCCUGGAGGACAUCGUCUUUGCUGCCUUGCAGAAAUACACACAGAACAUCCUCUACCUCCACCCAUGGGUCUACCCAGCCCUGCCUGUAGCAGAGUGGGAAAACCUGAAAAACCUAUUCAGGAUCUACAUGCACAACUUCGUUCUGUCCCUAGCCGGUGAUGCCGAGCUGUACCAGACACCCUACCCCUUUGUAUUCCAGUGCGCGACUGGCUGUGACUUGUAUCCCAAUGGCUCCUAUACCAAAUUCUACCAUCUUGCCUACAACGCCCACAACUUCCUCAGCUUCGACGUGGACAACAGCCACUGGGAGAGGCGAGAGGAGAGUGCACUGGUGGCACAAGUUGAGAGGCAGUUCAACAACUUCACCGGCUUCUCUGUGACCCUGCAGCACCUUCUCAAUGCCACCUGUGUUGACCACAUGAAGAAAUUCAUCGAGUACGGGAAGGCAUCUCUGGAGAGACUAGAGCCACCCGUUGCCACGGUCUUCGCCCGCAUGCCCAAACCAGACCAGCUCCUGCUGGUUUGCCGCGUCACUGGCUUCUACCCACGGCCCAUCAGCGUGGCCUGGCUGCAGGAUGGCCAGGAGGUGCCGCCAGGCCCAGCGCUCAACACCAGCGCCAUCCUGCCCAACGCCGACCUCACCUACCAGCUCCGCAGCAUCCUGGCCGUGGCCCCCCACGACGGGCACAGCUACGCUUGCCGCGUGCGCCACCGCAGCCUGGGCACCCGCAGCCUCCUCAUCCCAUGGGGCAGCUCCAAGGUAGCUCUCGGUGGCGGCAUCACCAUCGCGGUGCUGCUGACCAUGGCUGCAGCCCUUGCUGGUGCCAUCUGGUGCUACAGACGCAGGAGCUGAGAGCACGGGACACACCACGCCAGGGAUGCCCCAGGGCCACACUGGCCCCCUGCAUCUCCCUGAUAAUAAAUCGCUAAUUAACACCCCA